This is a messenger RNA of Nilaparvata lugens (brown planthopper), 4225 nucleotides long. RefSeq names its product ankyrin repeat domain-containing protein 39. Lineage: Eukaryota; Metazoa; Arthropoda; Insecta; Hemiptera; Delphacidae. Gene Ontology annotation, molecular function: protein binding. The record is from RefSeq and is a predicted model, not a curated record. The transcript has 10 exons. Gene Ontology annotation, biological process: negative regulation of biosynthetic process. Bases 1455 to 1964 code for a protein of 169 amino acids.
GGGAGAUACGCUAAAAAAACAUUGUGAUUGUGAUUAAUUUCUGUGAUUGUGAUUUUCAGAUUGCCAUUGCAUCAAGUGGCUAGUUUUAUCGUUUCUGUUUUAUUUCCAUUAAAACUUCUCAAAUUAUUUAAAAUUGUUAUUGAUUCUAUAUUAAAUAAUGAAAUAAAAACUUGUGUAAUUAGUGUUUAACCGUCAUCGAUGCCAUACAUUAUAGUUCGUGGUAACUUGGCAUCAUAUGAUAAUAGAUAUCCGUGGAGAGUUUUGGUAUCUGGAUUAAAAGCGGAGGACAUAGUCGAACUGAACCGGUUCGCUUCGGGUGGCUACUGCGACGACUCGACGAUCGUCUACCUGCAGCACCCGUGUGUGAUCCUGACCGCCUUGGAGGUGCUCGGCUACCAGGUGGUGGCCUCUUCAUCGACGGCUGUCAAGCAGGACUACAACGAGUACAUGUGGACCAUGCGCAAAGAGUUCACCGAACCCGAGCCAACCACCCUCACACAACCGCCUAAGCAAACCAAGGCCUAGGCCAAGGAGUGAAGGAGACUCCACUCGCCGACUCUCCACCAAUUUGAACUGCACUGUCAGCAGAAUCAUGUCUGAGAACUACUACAUUGCUGUAAAGGCCUCCCUGCACGCCACCGAUGUUCAGGUGUUUGGUUUGGAGGAGGUCGAGGUGUCUGCUCUGUUCGAGCGAUUUGUCGGCUCCUCGAGAAACAUCAUUAACGGCGUCCUUAUUAAAGGUGAACCGAUCAGAGUCAUCAACCUUCUCAGUGAGUUGGGCUAUAAAGUUGUUUGCAGUUCCGGCGAAGGCGAAAUAGUGUGGACAUUGUGUCGGGAGAUAUUGUUGAAGGAGCGUAAUGAAGGUGUCAUUAUUAGAGAUUUAAAGGAUUCGAGCAAAGAUUGUCCUUCGCCCUUGAUUGUUUUUUCUUCCCACUGAAUGUUAUGCAUCGAUGUUAAUGAGCCUACGAUGAGCCUACCUCCAAAUCGUUGGCUCGUUAUUAUUUGAUACAUCCUGACCACUAUUGUGCCGAGCCAAAUCGAAGGAACGUCACCAUCCGCUGUUAGCAAAGAGUGAGCUGGUGGUGGGGGUGGGGGGUGGCGAUGCCUCACUUGGUGGUGAAGGGCAGCGAGGACGGGCGGCAGAGCGUUGUGUUCGGACUCAGUCGGAGCGAGUUGGCGGCACUGGCAUCCUCAGUCGGAGGCCUGGCCUGCUGGGGCAGUCGCAUCGGACAGGACGGACAGACAUUUAACAAUCCGCCCCUCCAGGUGCUGUCAGUUUUGGAGCAGAUUUUCGGCUACCGAGUGCUGACUUCGACUUCGGGACCCCACGCAUCGGCCAUUUGGACACUACACACAGUGCAUUCUUUCCACUAAGAGACCGUCUGUUGAAUGUGUACCAUUAUUCUUUAGUUUCAGUGUUAGUGUGAGUGAUUAGUGUACUACUUCUACUUAAUAUGUGUGACGAGAGCCAUGCGUGUUGUGCGCAUGCGCAGUCGUCAACUGCGCAGACUCUGGACGAGAUGGACUUUGAACGAGGCGUCUGGUCGGCAGCUCUGGAUGGAGACGAGGAUCGUGUGCGCCGGCUUCUGAGAGGAGGAGUGUGGGGCGUGGAUGAGUUGGAUAAGGCCGGCUACACACCACUGCACUACGCGGCCCGGGCGGGUCACACUGCCGUCUGCCGGCUGCUGCUGCAGUCAGGUGCCAGUGUGAACCUGGCCACGCGUGCCGCCAACGCCACCGCCCUGCACCGCGCAGCUCUCAAAGGCAAGGAGGAAGUGGUGAGUCUGCUGCUAGACUUCAAGGCAGAUGCGCUGUUGCCAGAUUGUGACGGUCGAACUGCUCUGCAUAGAGCUGUGGAGGGAGGCCACUGCGCUGUUGCCAAACUUCUGUUGCAGGCAUGUCCUCACCUCGCUCAGGUGCCCGACAAACAAGGACAUCUGCCAACACUGAACGGACUGAUUUAGCAUUUCUAUUCUUACUCCUACCACUGUAUUACUAAGUAUUAAUAAUCAUUGUUGUCGUAGUUAGUUGGUUGUCUUAUAUCCAUAAUCCAAAAAAUAAUACUACUAUAGUUGGAUGUACUUGUUUAUUUAAAUAAAAACAUACUAUAUUUUUUGCACUAAUGAUGCAUAAUACAUCAUCAACAGAAGCCAAACUGAACGCAAUGAUGCACCGGUACAUGAAUGUGAUAUCAUGGUUAAACUAGGCUAUGUGGAGACUGCGCCGAGGACUGAUUAGCCGAAGCAUAGAUAAUAAAUUAUUAUUAGUCGGAUUAACCGAUCAGCUGGAUUAGCAUGGUUCUACUUUACCAAGAAUUAAUUGUUGUCAAUGUUAGUUCUAUGUUUUAUUUCUAAAAUCCAAUAUAUUAAAGUUAGAUGUUUAAUUUUUUGUAUAUUCAUUGAACUGCUUAUCCUUGAUAAACCACUGAUAAUUUAUUUGGUGGUAUAUCUAGUAUCUACUUGAUGCUUUACUGAAGUAACCAAUGGAAAGAUAUUUAAUGUUGUUGUUAAUGGGUUUUUAAUGUUAUUAUAGAAAAUGUGCUAAGUUUGUAAAUCAAAGAAGUACUAGUUUAAUUCCAGGUUAUUGAAAAUAGUAUGUUGGAUGUUGAGGCUUGAGGUACUAAAGCUGAAACAAUUUUUAAUGUUAUAAAGAAAUGUGCUGAAAUUAUUUGUCUAUUAUCAAAGAAGUACUAUUUCAAUUCCUAUUUAUUGAUAAGAUUUUGGAUGUUGUUUAUGGCAUUCUGAUAAAACUUCAAAUACCACAUAGUAAACCCGCUAGAUCUUUCUAUCUAUAGUUGUAAGGCUGCUAUUGUUGUAUUUCUCCAUAAUGAAUGAAACAAAAUCUGUUUGAUAAGAUUUAUUUAAUGAGGUAUUGUCCACUGUCAACCACUGUUAAAAUUAAGUUUUCCAUCAUUAUUUGUUUCAUCAUUUCGGUUUAUUAUCAGAGAAGUAAUAGUUCUAUUUUACGUUAUUAACCUUAAUUCAAUACCUUUUAGGCCGAUUUCACUUCUAUUUCAAAGUACUUGGAUAUGUAUAUAUAAAUAUUUUUGAUUAUAAAAUUCAAAUCUAAAAAUGUUAAUAGCUUUUAUUUUAUUUUUAACGAUUUAUUUAAUUUAUUUCCAUUUGAAAGAUGUUGCAUGUUUAUAUGUCCGAUUAUUUAAAAAGGCUUUAGUGUUAAAUGUUGGUAACUUGAUAUAAUAAAUAGUAUUGAUGUAAAUAACACUACUUGUAUUGUUUGUUGUAAAUCUUGGUUAGCAUGCGAUUGAAUAAUCUGCUUACAAUUGAUAUUUAUGUAAUAAGUUUAGGGAUUAAUUGGGGGCUAACAAACAUGGUUAGUUCAAUAGGUUAAUACUUCAAUGUAAAUCAAUGUGUUUUUCUUGAGUACCUAUCUUUCUAUUCAAAGCUUACACGUUUGAUGUGUUGAGUGAUUUCUUAUUGAGUACUGUACUCUUUAUAAAAAUAUUUUUAUCCAUCAUUCUUAUAAAUUAUGAGAUUGUAAUUAUCUCGUAUCUUGUCAAUUCAACGCAUUUUCAAAUAAUAAAAUUUCACUUGUUAUGAGGUAGAAUUGAGAAUAAUCACCGUAAUAAUAAAUCGUGGACAAAGAAACUAGACAUCAUUUUUAAAUCGACUAUUCGAAACAAAGAAACUUUUGUAGUGAUUAUCUGAAUCCCUUAAUAAUUAUAGCUUCUUGAUUUUUUGUAACAUUUGAUCAUGUAUUUUUUUGUAGAAAUAAAUUGAAUUGAAAGAGCAAACGGAUUAAUAAUGCUGAUUAAUAAAAUUAUGGUGCACUAUUUAUUAAUUUGAAGGCUGGUCUAUUAGUUUUCUAUUAUCAUUGUCUGCAAAAUUUGAGUACUGUUCAUAUUUAACUGUCUCCUAUAUCAAAUUCUUGAUUCACUAUAGUGAAUAUGUCAAUACAUUAAAAUUCAAAUUUAUUGGAUAAAAAACACACUUACAUGUCAAUAAUACAAUACAAGAAAUAUCAAAAACAAGUAUAGGCCUAAUGAGCCCCGAGAUGGUCAAUGUGGGACUUUAUAAAGAAAAUAAAUUAAAUUCACACUUUCAACGUGACACCGACUUGCGGAUAAAUUAUCAAACAUAAAUAUUAAGCUCCUACUCAUAUAUAUCAUUAAAAAUACAUACUAAUAACUACGAUAAUAGUGAUAGUGUUGACUAUCAUCGACACUGAGUGUUGAUGAAGGGCCUAGUGUUCGAAAGCGCUCCACUAA